Mesoplodon densirostris (Blainville's beaked whale) is the source of this 1656-nucleotide messenger RNA. Its product is annotated as RNA-binding motif protein, X chromosome-like. Gene Ontology annotation, biological process: positive regulation of mRNA splicing, via spliceosome. Gene Ontology annotation, molecular function: RNA binding. NCBI's taxonomy places the organism in Eukaryota, Metazoa, Chordata, Mammalia, Artiodactyla, Ziphiidae. The transcript has a single exon. The record is from RefSeq and is a predicted model, not a curated record. Gene Ontology annotation, cellular component: spliceosomal complex.
UGCGAGUGGCUUCUCGCUUCGUUUCUCGGGAUCGACCACCGUCCCUCGUGCUGAGCUGCUAGGAAGCUGCCGUCGGCGAGCUCGUAGGAGCUUGAAACCGUCGUUACCCCUCCGACUUUCACCAGAGGGAUAAAAAUGGUUGAAGCAGAUCGCCCAGGAAAGCUCUUCAUCGGUGGCCUCAAUACAGAAACAAAUGAGAAAGCUCUUGAAGCAGUAUUUGGCAAAUAUGGACGAAUAGUGGAAGUUCUCUUGAUGAAAGAUCGUGAAACCAACAAAUCUAGAGGAUUUGCUUUUGUCACCUUUGAAAGCCCAGCAGAUGCUAAAGAUGCAGCUAGAGACAUGAAUGGAAAGUCCUUAGAUGGAAAAGCCAUCAAGGUAGAACAAGCCACUAAACCAUCAUUUGAAAGUGGUAGACGUGGACCACCUCCACCUCCAAGAAGCAGAGGCCCUCCAAGAGGCCUUAGAGGCGGAAGAGGAGGAAGUGGAGGAACCAGGGGACCUCCCUCACGUGGAGGGCACAUGGAUGAUGGUGGUUAUUCCAUGAAUUUUAACAUGAGUUCUUCCAGGGGACCACUUCCAGUAAAAAGAGGACCACCGCCACGAAGUGGGGGUCCUCCUCCUAAAAGAUCUGCCCCUUCAGGACCAGUUCGCAGCAGCAAUGGAAUGGGAGGAAGAGCUCCUGUAUCACGUGGAAGAGAUAGUUAUGGAGGUCCACCUCGAAGGGAACCCCUGCCCUCUCGUAGAGAUGUUUAUUUGUCCCCAAGAGAUGAUGGAUAUUCUACUAAAGACAGCUAUUCAAGCAGAGAUUACCCAAGUUCUCGUGAUACAAGAGAUUAUGCACCACCACCAAGAGAUUAUACUUACCGUGAUUAUGGUCAUUCCAGUUCACGUGAUGACUAUCCAUCAAGAGGCUAUAGUGAUAGAGAUGGCUAUGGUCGUGAUCGUGACUAUUCAGAUCAUCCAAGUGGAGGUUCCUACAGAGAUUCAUAUGAGAGUUAUGGUAACUCACGUAGUGCUCCACCUACAUGAGGGCUCCCGCCAUCUUAUGGUGGAAGCAGUCGCUAUGAUGAUUACAGCAGCUCACGUGACGGAUAUGGUGGAAGUCGAGACAGUUACUCAAGCAGCUGAAGUGAUCUCUACUCAAGUGGUCGUGAUCGGGUUGGCAGACAAGAAAGAGGGCUUCCCCCUUCUAUGGAAAGGGGGUACCCUCCUCCGCGAGAUUCCUACAGCAGUUCAAGCUGCGGAGCACCAAGAGGUGGUGGCCGUGGAGGAAGCCGAUCUGAUAGAGGGGGAGACAGAAGCAGAUAUUAAAAACAAACAAAACUUUGGACCAAAAUCCCUGUUCAAAGAAACAAACAAAAGUGGAACCUAUUCUAUCAUAACUACCCAAGGACUACUAAAAGGAAAGAUUGUGUUACCUUUUUUAAAUUUCCUGUUAAGUUCCCCUUCCAUAAUUUUUAUGUUCUUGUGAGGAAAAAGAGUAAAACAUGUUUAAUCUUUGAUUUUAUGAAUUACUUUCAACAAGCAAAUGUUAAGUGUGUUAAGACUUGACAUGUGUACUAGUAUUGUAAUUUUCCAAGUAAAAGUGUCCCUAAAGGCCACUUUCUAUAAGAUUUUCCCCAGUAAAUGAGGCAAGCAAUUCUAAGAUCCUUCACA